AUGCCGUCCAGGGUCGCCAACGAUGAGGGUGCCGCGACCUCCGCCGAGACCGCGACCAAGGCUGCUCAGCACGGUCGCGGACAUUCGCACGGCUCGGCUUUUUCCUUGGACUCGGCCGUCGAUCCUCAGCUCGGGCUCGGCCCGAUCCGCCCUCGCAUCCCGGCCAAGCAGCCCAGCAACACCGCAGAACGAGCCGCUCGCGGCGAUGACCAGACCGUAUCCGCAGGCAAUGCGCUGGGCCUUGAGACGACCGAUGCCAUGCCUGCUGGGUCAAAGGAGGGCGUCGCGGAAGCAAAGGCGGCGUCGGAAGCGCCCGAGCAGGCCGUCGAUUCGUCUGCCGCGUCGCAGAUGCCCUCGACGGACAGGGCCAACGGUGCUUCGGACUGCCGAGAGCAUGACGGUCCUCUGGCAAAGGGCAGGAUGCCCCUGCGAUCCCGCAAGCCAAGCAUGCUGCGCAACGUCAAGAAGCGCAUCUCGGCCAUCUUCUCGACUUCCGGCGGCGGCAGUGCCGACUACGCCGAUGCCGCUGCCGCUGCCGCUCACGCUCUCCCGACAACCGACUCUGACGAGCUUGGAGCUUCCUCGCCUGCCAGGACGGUCAUCACCCUGCCUCCCGAGCCCGUCGCUGCCGAAAGUACCGCUGCGUCAGGUGACGCGAACACGCCUGGCCCCGACGCCAAGGAGAGCCAGCGGCAGGCGCAGGAGGAGCGUGGUGCGAACAAGCUCUCCAAGAGGCUGAGCGCCGCCAUCCUUUCCGGCCUCAAGCGUCCGAGCGGCAAGUCCAACCCCGACAUCAGCGUUGAUGCCACCGCCGCUGUGCCCGGAGGCGACCAGCCAGCCGAGGUGAGUGGCGGCCACGCAGCGCCCGGCCCCGUCGUCUUCGCCCGGGGCAGCCUGAUGGACAAGCUCGCGCAAAAGGAAUCGACUGCAGCGUCACAGCCUUCUGCCGAGGCUGCUGGCGUGCCGUCUGAGGUCGACAAGCUGGCAGAGGGCGCCCCAGUCAAGGAUGUAUCGCGCGAGACGCUGCCCAUCACGCCUCCUAUGUCGCCGUGGAGGGCGGCCGUGGACCUCUUCAAGACGAAGCGGGGCCAGUCGGAGCCUAGCUUCGAGCACGUCAACCGCGGAGUCCUCAGCAGCAGCGCGGGAUCGGCGCAGUCGUCGGGCGCGACGAGCCAGACGGACGGAGAGGCCGCGGGCGCCGCUACCGCUGCAUUGCCGGACAACCCGGACGCCACCACGCCGGUGAAGCGUGCCAGGACGCUGCUGCGCAAGCUGAGCCGGGCCGGAAUGGCGAGAAAGGCCAAGUCGAGGGCCCAGGCGGACCUGUCCAAGGAGCCGCUCCCCGACGUGCCGACCGUCGCCAAGACGGAUAGCGAGACGAAGACGGAUGCGCCGGAGGAGGCUGUCGCGGCACCGUUGGCGGCGCAGACGGAGGCGCGGGCAGAGGGAGAGAAAAGCGAGGCUGAGGCAGAGGUAGCCGACGACGAGGGGGACAAGGACGAGGUGCUGAAGGACGACGGCGGGAAGGGCGAGAUGGCCAAGAAUGAAGAGGCAAGGGGCGAGGCGGCGAAGGAGGACGGAGCGAACGAGGACCAGGACGGCGACGCCAUCGAGCUGGCCUCUGACGACGAGUCCAUCGCCACCACCGCGCGCGCCGCCGAAGCGGACAAGAAGGGCAAGCAGAAGGCCGUCGAGGGUGGGCAGUGA
Molecule: messenger RNA, 1707 nt
Organism: Pseudozyma flocculosa PF-1
Lineage: Eukaryota; Fungi; Basidiomycota; Ustilaginomycetes; Ustilaginales; Ustilaginaceae
Exons: 1
Coding region: 1-1707 (568 amino acids)
Source: RefSeq, a predicted model, not a curated record